Messenger RNA from Dendrobium catenatum, 615 nucleotides. RefSeq lists its product as uncharacterized. Bases 107 to 379 code for a protein of 90 amino acids. Lineage: Eukaryota; Viridiplantae; Streptophyta; Magnoliopsida; Asparagales; Orchidaceae. The transcript has 2 exons. The record is from RefSeq and is a predicted model, not a curated record.
UCCUGCGCAGAAAAUCUCUCUCCGAGACACCAGAGACAGAAACAGAGGUUGGGGCGAAGCAGAGACUAAGAGGUCAAGAAGAAAAAGAUCCCACCACCAGCACGCAAUGGAGUGGUGGAAUCGAAUGAUUUUUCCCGCGAAGCGCGUUUGGGUCGGCGUCGCCGCUCGCUUCAGCUUACGGAAGAACGGGUUAAGGAAGCUGAGGCAGGAGGUGAGCACCUGUGAGUACGAGGACGUUCGUGUUAUGUGGGAGAUGCUGCGGAGGAAUGAGAUUGAGAUCGCUCGAUCUCCGCCGUUGAACGAUCAGCCGGCGACGAAGCUCCGCCGGCGAUGGGUUAUGUUCGACUGGCCGCCCUAUAAUCUCUGCGCUAGCUUCUGAUUGUCUUCUCAGGAAUCCGUCGGUUACGACAAGGAGCGUCCUCUUUCUCUUUCCCUCUUUCUCUUGAAAUGAGUGAUGAGGAUUUCUGAUUUCUCACCGAUUAAACCCAAAAAGCGAGCCAAUCUUGUGUUCCGUCUUAGUCUCGUAUCGCCAAAAAUAAAUAAGGCUUUCAAAUCUGUUCACGAUCUUUCAUAAGAUAUAAAUGCUUAAAUAAAGCUUCAUGUGUCACGAUCGCA